ACUGUCAGCAGCUCCCUGUCAGGGAGUCAGUGGGACCCACAGCCCACCCUGCACUUUGAGCAUUCAGAGCACAUCCAUUAGUUUCCAUUUCUAAUACACACUACACAUCUGUUUUUUUGUUUGUUUGCUUGCUUCUCGUGACAUUUUAACCAUUAAUUUCACUUUUGAGCAAACUCAACUGGUUUGUUUCGCAACUUUGUCUGGAUCUCAAGUGCUGCGUUCAAGGUAAGUCCAGCCACACAUCGCCAUGGGGAUCAAAGCCGCCCUGCCCAAGUAUGAACUCUAUUUCUACAACACGGUGCUGUUUCUGGCCCUGUCCUGGUCCGCCAGCUGGAUCUUUGCUGUGUCCAACUCCAAUGUGAACAGAAAGACGUUCCGAUCCAGUGUGAAGCCAGGAUGGUACUAUGUUGGAAGGAAAAUGGAUACAGCUGAUUUUGAGUGGAUGAUGUGGGUUUCCACGUUCAGAGAGCACAUCCUGUUUGCACUUUCUGGUCACAUACUAUUUGCUAAGAUCUGCUCCAUGCUGGCUCCACAGCACAGGUCCUUGGUGUACAUGGGAUAUGGACUGUUGGCGGUGUGGACCAGUAUGGGCUGGACGUACGUCACACUCAUUCUGUCUCACUGCAUCCUGCUCUACAGCAUCUCCUUAGUGAAAAUUCGCUGGCUGUGCUUCAUCACCGGUCUCAUGACCCUCACUACAUUCAAGUGUGAACCUUUUGUUUCUUGGCAGGCAGAUUUUGUGACAGGAGACUUUGAGCUGCGCCAUGUCCUUUUCUACGGAGGUUGUGGGUUUACGAUCAUGCGUUGUAUGAGCUUUGCUCUGGAAAACUGUGAACGGAAAGAUGGAAAUUACAACUUCCUCGAACUGCUCAAGUACAACUUUUACCUUCCAUUCUUCUAUUUUGGGCCCAUAAUGACCUUUGACAAAUUUUAUGUACAAGUAAACAAGUCAGACCUGACCAGGAAGGAGCAAGAGAUGUGGGAUAUCACCCUGCAGGGCCUGAUCCACCUUGGAGGCAUCAUUGUCGUAGAUGUGCUUUUUCACUUCAUGUACAUCCUCACAAUCCCCACUGACCUAAAGCUGCUCAGACACGUCUCUGACUGGGCUCUAGUGGGUCUAGCCUACUUCAACCUGGUUUAUGACUGGAUAAAAGCAGCUGUCAUGUUUGGAGUCAUCAACACAGUGUCCAGACUGGAUCAUCUGGAUCCGCCCAAGCCUCCAAAAUGUAUCACUUUGCUCUACGUGUUUGCUGAAAUCCACUUUGACAGAGGAAUCAACGACUGGCUGUGCAAAUAUGUGUAUAAUUACCUGGGCAAACAGCAUGAUGACAUACUGCGGGAGCUGGUUGCUACUCUGUGCACGUUUGGUGUCGCCAUCCUGUGGUUGGGGCCGUGUCAGGUGGUGCUGAUCUGGGCUUUCUUUAACUGUUUUGGCCUCAACUUUGAGAUGUGGACAGCCAAGUUCUUCUCCGUAGAGCCUUUUACUACUUUGGAGAUGUCAAUGUCAGAAGGAAUGUCCCGCCGGAUCAGAGCCAUCUUCAAUACUUUGAACUUCGGGAGCAUUGUGCUGUACAACAUCCUGGCCUUGAACAGUGUGGACUUUGCCAAGCUGGUUGUCAAACGACUGUUCCUCAAAGGAUUCCCGAUAACCACCAUCAUCGUUAUGUUCGUGACCUACUGCUUGAUUCAAGUGAUAAAGGAGCGAGAGCGAAUGCAGGCGUUGAUCGAUGAUCCUGACCCUGUUCCUCCUGCACCGAUUCUUUCAGUCAGGCCACCGACUGGUCCUCAGGCCACACCCAUUGCUGCUCAGCCAGUCACAGACCCUGGCAAGGAAAAGGCAGAGUAGAUAUUUGGCUGUACAGCCAAGCCGUGCUGCCCAAAUGCUAAAAUUAGUCAUGUUGUGCAGGGAUGCUUUGUGGAAAACAGGAUUACUGUAAAUAAAUGUUACAAGGUUUCAGCUGAAUUAAGUUCUUAAAUGAGAUGAAGGCUCUAAAAGUUU
Thalassophryne amazonica is the source of this 1999-nucleotide messenger RNA. RefSeq names its product hedgehog acyltransferase like, b (gene hhatlb). Gene Ontology annotation, cellular component: endoplasmic reticulum. NCBI's taxonomy places the organism in Eukaryota, Metazoa, Chordata, Actinopteri, Batrachoidiformes, Batrachoididae. The transcript has 12 exons. The coding region runs from base 248 to 1846 and encodes 532 amino acids. Gene Ontology annotation, molecular function: acyltransferase activity. The record is from RefSeq and is a predicted model, not a curated record. Gene Ontology annotation, biological process: negative regulation of N-terminal protein palmitoylation.